AUUUUCUAAUAUAAAUUUAUUUUAAUACUCAAUAUAGGCAAAUAUUCAUAGCGUUCAUGUAAAUGGGUUGUGGAUGGCUAACGGAUAAACUAAGAAAAAAUACUAUUAUUUAUUCAAAAUAUUAUUUAAAAUUUGGAAUCUAUGACCAAAUGUAGUCAUCUCUUUUCUAUAUUACUUUUAAAGCAACUUUUCUACCAAUCAAAUAUGGCAAAGUUUAUCUUCCUCUCUAAGUAUUUCUUCAAAUAAUUUUUUUUUAAAAUUAUCAGAAUAAUCUGAUAUAUUCCAACGAAACAAACUCUAAGUACACACGCCGAGGGAGAAGCAGUGAAAACUAGUUUCUUAGCCGGAAUCCUGAAUCCCCUUCUUUCCCUUUGAUCUCCCAAGUAAUAAUAAAUCACCAAAUUUUCCGUCUCCUUAGUUAGCAGGAAAAAAAGAAAAAGGUAAAUAAAAUAAAAAGAAAGCGAACCACUCUCUUUUUGUCUUUUUGUUAUUUUAUAACUAAUCAUUUAUAGUUAUUCGCCUCAGGUUCUUUCCCCAGGCGCACUUCCACUGUUCCCCACGUCCUGAUGACCUUUUGCAACUCAUCAUUUAUUAAGCCGCCUCCCCUUUUUGCCUUCUCGCGGAAUCCGACCCUCCUCUCGCUCUAUUCUCUAACGCUAACCCCAAUACCUUCUAAGGCUUUACCUCAUUAUUAAUCUAUAACUAUCGAUUAUGAGUCUCUUUUUAUAGAUCAAAGUGAAAAAGAAAUCACACCGUUCGAUCAUUCGAUCUUUGUAUCGCUGCCACAUACGCAGUACAGGAACUUUAUUCAGUAAUUUAUAUUAAUAUAUAAUUCGCUGUUGAGUGGAGGUGUUCAGAAAAAAAAAAAAGUUUAAAUAGAUUUAUAAAGCGGACGAGUUUUCAAAAAAAUUUUAUCCGCCGCCAAUGGCCUUCUGCACGUGCUUAGAAAAAAUAAUUAAUGAUUUUUACUCAGGUAACCGUCGGAGUGAGGUUACCUCCUUUCUCUCUCUGGUCAUGACUCAUGUCCGGGCGCGUUUAUUCUAGCACCAGCGAAACCAAAACCAUUUGUGCUCACUGGAAGGUGACUAUAUCCGGAAUUUACAUACAUUAUAAAAUAAGAAUAGUUGCCGCCAUAGAGUUGGCACGUGCGAACAGAAUGCCAGAGGGGUGAUAUAAGACCUCUCUUCUCCCCUUCUCUCUCUCACCGCCCUGGUUUUCACCCUGGGGUUUUCCGUCCAUGAUCUCGCCGGCGUCAGCGAAGCCUUCGUUACGGAAUUGGGGAUCUCGGUUCGACCACCUCUACCGGGACACCACAAUCGACGGCUACGAUCGCAUGGAGGCUUUCAAGCGCUACGCUCGGAGGAGGAGGAGAGGGGAAGAGCACAAGAAGAACUCGGCGGCGGCGGUGGCGGUGGCGGUGGAGGCGGCGAUGGGCUCGCUGGAUCCGUCAAGGGUGUGUGCAGAAUGCCGUACCUCUCAGACCCCGCUCUGGCGGAGCGGUCCCAACGGCCCCAAGUCUCUCUGCAAUGCAUGUGGGAUCAGGUACCGGAAGAGGAGAAAAGCUAAGAUCAAUGGAGAAGAUAAGCAUCGGAAGACUACUGCUACCAAUUCCACUGCUAUUGGAACUAUUAAAGGAAAGAAUGGAAGCAUGAUGGCUUCUUUGGAGGCGGUGGGAGCGGAGUUGAGGCGGAGGCAGAAGGAGAAGCAGGAGAGGAUGCUGCUGCUGCUUUUGGAGCGCGAGAAGCAGAGGAGCAGGGAGUUGAAGGCGGCGGCAACGGCAGCCGCCGGGGGAGCCGCCGGCAAGGAGGAGGCGGAGGCGGCGCUGCUCCUGCUGUCCCUCUCCUCUUCUGGCAUUUUUGUCCAUUCCUAGCACCGGGAGACAUCCCCCACCACUCUCUCUCCUCUCCGGUGCAGAAUCAGAGAGAGACAAAAGAGAGAACCGGAAAGAGCCUUUCGUUUUUUUUUUUUUUUACGUUGUUUUCUUUUUUUCUAAGUUAAUGGAUGAUGGCGACAUUGUAAGGACUUAUCUUGCUACUGGAGUUUGUGGUUAUUGGGAAUUUUGGCUUGCAAUGGCUGCAAAGGAGAAUUUUGGCUUUUAAGGAGAGGACGAAGGAAAUUGAAGGAAAUUGAAUUGUAAAGCUUGCAACCUGCAGGAAGAAAAGUUUGAUGAUUUUUAUCA
This is a messenger RNA of Phoenix dactylifera (date palm), 2179 nucleotides long. NCBI's taxonomy places the organism in Eukaryota, Viridiplantae, Streptophyta, Magnoliopsida, Arecales, Arecaceae. The record is from RefSeq and is a predicted model, not a curated record.